This is a messenger RNA of Closterium sp. NIES-65, 4440 nucleotides long. The record is from the annotation of a GenBank genome assembly. NCBI's taxonomy places the organism in Eukaryota, Viridiplantae, Streptophyta, Zygnematophyceae, Desmidiales, Closteriaceae.
AUGACGUUUUCCCAUGCGGUUGUGAUGACGUCGUCUCUCUCCGUCGCCCUGCACGGGGGCGGUCGCGUGCUCAGCAUUCAGUCACAUACCGUCCAGGUGCCCCACUCAGGUGUUUCUCAGGCGCCCAUCUCAGGUGUUUCUCAGGCGCCCCUCUCAGGUGUCUCUCAGGUUCCCCUCUCAGGUGCCCAUCCCAGGUGUCUCUCCAAUGUCUCUCAGGGGUAUGUGGGCAACAAGGCGGCGGUCUUCCCCCUGCAACUGCUGGGCUUCGAUGUGGACCCCAUCAAUUCUGUGCAACUCUCCAACCACACUGGGUCCAUCACUCCUCCCACCUCACCACAUGCCCCAUGCAUCUGUCCCAUUCGUGCUGCUGCUGCAGGGUACCCCACGUGGAAGGGGCAGACACUGGACGGAGAGCAGUGCAGGCUACCCCACGUAGAAGGGGCGGAUACUGCCCCACGUGGAAGGGGAGGAUACUGCCCCACGUGGAAGGGGCGGAUACUGCUAGCCCACGUGGAAGGGGCAGAUACUGAGUGGGGAGCAGCUGUGGGCGCUGAUAGAGGGGCUGGGAUAGCGCCUGUGCAUCCUGAGCCUUGGAGCAGCAGCCUGGGUGCGUGCUGGGUGCAUGCACCCUCAAGCAGCCUGGGUGCGUGCUGGGUGGAUGCACCCUCUAGCAGCCUGGGUGCGUGCUGGGUGCAUGCACCCUCUAGCAGCCUGGCCUGGGUGCGUGCUGGGUGCAUGCACCGUCUAGCAGCCUGGGUGCGUGCUGGGUGCAUGCACCCUCUAGCAGCCUGGGUGCGUGCUGGGUGCAUGCACCCUCUAGCAGCCUGGGUGCGUGCUGGGUGCAUGCACCCUCUAGCAGCCUGGGUGCGUGCUGGGUGGAUGCACCCUCUAGCAGCCUGGGUGCGUGCUGGGUGCAUGCACCCUCUAGCAGCCUGGGUGCGUGCUGGGUGCAUGCACCCUCUAGCAGCCUGGGUGCGUGCUGGGUGCAUGCACCCUCUAGCAGCCUGGGUGCGUGCUGGGUGCAUGCACCCUCUAGCAGCCUGGGUGCGUGCUGGGUGCAUGCACCCUCUAGCAGCCUGGGUGCGUGCUGGGUGCAUGCACCCUCAAGCAGCCUGGGUGUGUGCUGGGUGCAUGCACCCUCUAGCAGCCUGGGUGCGUGCUGGGUGCAUGCACCCUCUAGCAGCCUGGGUGCGUGCUGGGUGCAUGCACCCUCUAGCAGCCUGGGUGCGUGCUGGGUGGAUGCACCCUCUAGCAGCCUGGGUGCGUGCUGGGUGCAUGCACCCUCUAGCAGCCUGGGUGCGUGCUGGGUGCAUGCACCCUCUAGCAGCCUGGGUGCGUGCUGGGUGCAUGCACCCUCAAGCAGCCUGGGUGCGUGCUGGGUGCAUGCACCCUCUAGCAGCCUGGGUGCGUGCUGGGUGCAUGCACCCUCUAGCAGCCCGGGUGCGUGCUGGGUGCAUGCACCCUCUAGCAGCCUGGGUGCGUGCUGGGUGCAUGCACCCUCUAGCAGCCUGGGUGCGUGCUGGGUGCAUGCACCCUCAAGCAGCCUGGCCUGGGUGCGUGCUGGGUGCAUGCAUGCACCCUCUAGCAGCCUGGGUGCGUGCUGGGUGCAUGCACCCUCUAGCAGCCUGGGUGCGUGCUGGGUGCAUGCACCCUCUAGCAGCCUGGGUGCGUGCUGGGUGCAUGCACCCUCUAGCAGCCUGGGUGCGUGCUGGGUGCAUGCACCCUCUAGCAGCCUGGGUGCAUGCUGGGUGCAUGCACCCUCUAGCAGCCUGGGUGUGUGCUGGGUGCAUGCACCCUCUAGCAGCCUGGGUGCGUGCUGGGUGCAUGCACCCUCUAGCAGCCUGGGUGUGUGCUGGGUGCAUGCACCCUCUAGCAGCCUGGGUGUGUGCUGGGUGCAUGCACCCUCCAGCAGCCUGGGUGCGUGCUGGGUGCAUGCACCCUCUAGCAGCCUGGGUGCGUGCUGGGUGCAUGCACCCUCCAGCAGCCUGGGUGCGUGCUGGGUGCAUGCACCCUCUAGCAGCCUGGGUGCGUGCUGGGUGCAUGCACCCUCUAGCAGCCUGGGUGCGUGCUGGGUGCAUGCACCCUCUAGCAGCCUGGGUGCGUGCUGGGUGCAUGCACCCUCCAGCAGCCUGGGUGCGUGCUGGGUGCAUGCACCCUCUAGCAGCCUGGGUGCGUGCUGGGUGCAUGCACCCUCUAGCAGCCUGGGUGCGUGCUGGGUGCAUGCAUCCUCUAGCAGCCUGGGUGCGUGCUGGGUGCAUGCACCCUCUAGCAGCCUGGGUGUGUGCUGGGUGCAUGCACCCUCUAGCAGCCUGGGUGCGUGCUGGGUGCAUGCACCCUCUAGCAGCCUGGGUGUGUGCUGGGUGCAUGCACCCUCUAGCAGCCUGGGUGUGUGCUGGGUGCAUGCACCCUCUAGCAGCCUGGGUGCGUGCUGGGUGCAUGCACCCUCUAGCAGCCUGGGUGUGUGCUGGGUGCAUGCACCCUCUAGCAGCCUGGGUGUGUGCUGGGUGCAUGCACCCUCUAGCAGCCUGGGUGUGUGCUGGGUGCAUGCACCCUCUAGCAGCCUGGGUGCGUGCUGGGUGCAUGCACCCUCUAGCAGCCUGGGUGCGUGCUGGGUGCAUGCACCCUCUAGCCGCCUGGGUGUGUGCUGGGUGCAUGCACCCUCUAGCAGCCUGGGUGCGUGCUGGGUGCAUGCACCCUCUAGCAGCCUGGGUGUGUGCUGGGUGCAUGCACCCUCUAGCAGCCUGGGUGUGUGCUGGGUGCAUGCACCCUCUAGCAGCCUGGGUGCGUGCUGGGUGCAUGCACCCUCUAGCAGCCUGGGUGUGUGCUGGGUGCAUGCACCCUCUAGCAGCCUGGGUGUGUGCUGGGUGCAUGCACCCUCUAGCAGCCUGGGUGUGUGCUGGGUGCAUGCACCCUCUAGCAGCCUGGGUGCGUGCUGGGUGCAUGCACCCUCUAGCAGCCUGGGUGUGUGCUGGGUGCAUGCACCCUCUAGCAGCCUGGGUGCGUGCUGGGUGCAUGCACCCUCUAGCAGCCUGGGUGCGUGCUGGGUGCAUGCACCCUCUAGCAGCCUGGGUGUGUGCUGGGUGCAUGCACCCUCUAGCAGCCUGGGUGUGUGCUGGGUGCAUGCACCCUCUAGCAGCCUGGGUGUGUGCUGGGUGCAUGCACCCUCUAGCAGCCUGGGUGUGUGCUGGGUGCAUGCACCCUCUAGCAGCCUGGGUGUGUGCUGGGUGCAUGCACCCUCUAGCAGCCUGGGUGCGUGCUGGGUGCAUGCACCCUCUAGCAGCCUGGGUGCGUGCUGCUGCUCCAGGGUCACCAGACGCGCGUGCUGCUGCUCAGUCCUCCCACCUCACCAGACGCCCCAGUGCAGUUACCAACAUGCGUGCUGUUGCAGGCUACCCCACGUGGAAGGGGCGGAUACUGGAUGGGGAGGGGAGCAGAGCAGCUGUGGGCGCUGAUAGAGGGGGGCAGAUUCUGGAUGGAGAGCAGCUGUGGGCGCUGAUAGAGGGCCUGGAGGCCAAUGGGCUGCUCUUCUACACGCACCUGCUCACCGGCUACAUCGGGUCGCUCUCCUUCCUGAAAACUGUUCUACGGGUUGUGGAGAAGCUAAGAUCAUCAUGCUGCUGCUGCUUUUCUCGCAUCUACCCAUCUCUCUGCCCGUCCUCCGCUUGUCUCACAUCCCCACAUCGAUCCGAAUGGGCUUGUCUCACAAAGGCUGCCUCCAUCCGCAUCGCUGCUUUCCCUUUCCAUCUCUCUCCAUACCACCUCUCUUCUCCUCACCGUAAUGGACCUCUCAAAGGCCUGCUGCCUGCUCCCCUCUCUCCCCCUCACCCAUUCUCUGCCUCCCAUCCCUCUCCAGUUUCCUUCCUCGCCCCAAUCUCUCUCCCCCAAUGUCUCCUCCCCAUCCCUUCUCUCCCCGUCACAGUGUGCGAUCCAGUGAUGGGGGACGACGGUCGUCUCUACAUUCGCCCCGAGCUCGUCCCCAUCUACCGCCACCAGGUGCCACCUCCUCUUGCCGUAAGCGUGUUCUGCGAGGUGGUCCCAGUGGCGACGCUCAUCACGCCAAACCAAUUCGAAGCAGAGCAGCUCACAGGCCUCAGCAUCCGGACUCAAGCAGACGCCAUCACUGCAUGUGACAUGCUGCACGCAGCAGGGCCCAGAAAGCAACGCUCCCAGCUGGUGAUGGCGGAGGGGAUUGGUUUUGCAUGGGCAAGGCCCUCUCUUAAACCUGCUCCAUCCCUUUCAACCGCUUUCAACCACUCCGUUCAGGUGGUGAUCACAAGCAUGGAGGUGGAUGGGCGGCUGCUGGUAGUGGGGAGUGACGCCAGCAGCCCUGCUGGAGAGGAGGUGAGUGAGGUGAGGCGGCAUGAGGGUAUCUGUCUGGUGGUGGAGGUGUGCUUUGAGUCACCAGGUGUCCAACCACUCAAUCACAUCUGCUUGGCGUGA